Molecule: messenger RNA, 1158 nt
Organism: Setaria italica (foxtail millet)
Lineage: Eukaryota; Viridiplantae; Streptophyta; Magnoliopsida; Poales; Poaceae
Product: 28 kDa ribonucleoprotein, chloroplastic
Exons: 4
Coding region: 99-932 (277 amino acids)
Cellular component (GO): cytosol
Molecular function (GO): mRNA binding
Source: RefSeq, a predicted model, not a curated record
AGGGGCAGAACCGUCAGCCAAGCCACGCCCUCUCGAGGCCCAGCCGGCCAGCUCCCCAAAUUCCCAGCACGCCCCGCCCCCGCGUCCCGCGCGACCCAAUGGCGCUCUCGCUCGCGCGCAGCCCCCACACCGCCGCGGCGCUCCCGGCCCCGCGGGUUUCCCACUUUGCCCCUCCCCUGCCCCCGCUCCGCUCCCCUCGCCGCCAUCACCGGGUGGGCCUCCGCCUCCGCUUCCCGGCCGCCGCCGUCGCGGCCUCGGAGGCGCAGGCCGCCCCCGCGGCGGCGGAGGAGCUGCAGGGGGAGAAGCGGCGGAAGCUGUACGUGGCCAACCUGCCCUGGUCCGUGCCCGCGCCGGAGGUCGAGAAGCUCUUCGCGCAGUGCGGCACCGUCAAGGACGUCGAGCUGAUCAAGGGGAAGGAUGGGAGGAACAGGGGCUUCGCGUUCGUGACGAUGUCGACGGCGGAGGAGGCGGCCGCCGCCGUGGAGAAGCUCAACUCCCACGAGGUAAUGGGGCGGAAAAUCAAGGUGGAAUUUUCAAAGAGCUUCAGAAAACCUGCUCCAACUCCUCCUCCAGGCACCAUUAUAGAGCGGCACAAGCUCUACGUGUCCAACCUUCCAUGGAAAGCAAGAGCUCCCAAUGUCAAAGAAUUCUUCUCAAAAUUUAACCCACUUUCUGCUAACGUUAUCUUUGAUAAUGGAAAAGCAGCUGGGUACGGUUUUGUUUCCUUUGGGACAAAAGAAGAAGCAGAGGCUGCUCUCAGUGAGCUUGAUGGCAAGGAACUUAUGGGAAGACCUGUUCGUUUGAAUUGGAAGGAAAGUGGUGAUGAUAAGGUUGAAGUUGUAAAGGCUGAUGCUGAAGUAGAAACUGUAAAUACUGAAGGAGCAAGCGCUGAUGAUGCCAGCGAUGAUGGAGGUGAAGAUAAACAGGAAUAGUAAAAAACAAUAUGCUGGCCUAGAGGAAGAAAGUUUCAUACGCCUUAUUGAUAUAAAUAUAAGAAUUGAUAUGGAGCCUUGUUGUACAGCUGGAAGUUUUUCUUUUUUCCAUACUUCCCGGUGCGUGAGUGCAUGGUGGUUGUGCCUAUAAUUACACUUAUAACUCAUGGUUGGUACUUAAAUUAAGUUGUUUCUGUGGAAAAUUUAAUUCCACAUCAUCGUAAAA